AUGUUACUCCAGGAAUCUCAGACCUUCGUUCUUGACGUGAAAGACUUCAGUGACGGCGGAGAGAUCAGCGUGAAGGCAGUGAACGACAGAGAGUUGGUGGUCGAAGGCCGCAAAGAGAAGCAGGGAGAUGGAUCAAGGUGUUCUCAGCGGUUCCUCCGGCGCUUCGUCGUUCCUGGAGACCUCCAACUGGAUGCCGUCAACUCAGUCGUGUCUUCUGACGGUGUGCUCACUAUCUCUGCUCCUAAGAAGCCGUCGAGGCUCCAAAUCCGGGAAGUAGCUGUUCCCAUUCAAAAUGAAGGGCAGAGAACUGAUGCUUCUGGCACUGCCAUGAAGAAUGCAGAUAUCAAGUCCAGCAAUGCUUCAGCUGCCACUAUUCCUAAAUCUCAAAAUGAAUCUCACAUCUCCAGUGGAGCGUCUACUCCGUCCAAAGUAUCUUCGCAAACCAACUCGACUCGCGGCUCUCAAGAACUUUCAUCCUCAAACCAGAAGGGAGAUUCUCAACAGAACACCACCGUAAUUCCCGUUAGAGUUCAGGAAACAGGAGGGCUCUCAGAGAAGCCGACCUCCUCCUGUUCCAAGACCUCGACAGGUGUCGGCGACGAAGACGCCUCCGCCAGAUCGACCUCCUUCGCCGCGAGAGGCGACGCUGACGAGGGCGAUCAACAAGAUGAGGACCUCUAUAAGCUGAAGGGAAAUGGAGCCAAGUUCCCCAUCAAGAUUAAUGGAUCUGUGAUAAACAACAACUCACUGUGAUUUGAAGUAAAUAUUCCAAAUAAGAAUUGGACAUUUGAAGUAUAAAUAGAUGAUGAAAUGGAACGAACUAUCAGGUAUUUUCAUAUGUAUAUGUAUGUAUGUAUAUAUAUACAUGUAUAUGUUAUAUCUAUAUAUAUAUAUAUGUAUAUAUACAAAUAUAUGAUAUAUAUAUAUAU
Molecule: messenger RNA, 929 nt
Organism: Penaeus chinensis
Lineage: Eukaryota; Metazoa; Arthropoda; Malacostraca; Decapoda; Penaeidae
Product: heat shock protein 67B1-like
Exons: 4
Coding region: 1-753 (250 amino acids)
Biological process (GO): protein refolding; response to heat
Molecular function (GO): protein folding chaperone
Source: RefSeq, a predicted model, not a curated record